UUUAUAAAUAGAGCGUUGUGCUAAGUACCAUAUGAUAUCAUCAGUAGCUAGGUAAAAUAUUAAAUGUCAGAAGCAUCGGCAUUGUUAUCUUCAAAUGACGUGGAAGACGGGAAUAAUUAUCCGAAACCGAACAAAAAAAUAACGAUGGAUGAAAUGCUUGAGAAGUACUGCGGGGAGUUUGGGUGGUGGCAGUUGAGACACUUAGUGUUAACCAGCUUGGCUUGGAUGCUUGAGGGGAUUCACACUAUGGUCAUGAUCUUCGCCGAUCGCGAACCAGCCUGUUGCUGUUCCACGAGCCAUUGUGGUUCAAGUCUGUGUGACCUUGAGCCUGGCUCGUGGGAAUGGUCAGGUGGAACAGGAAGUUCUACGAUGUCCGAAUUCGGAUUGAUAUGUGGAGACAAGUUUAAGGUUGGGCUUGUCCAGUCUAUAUUUUUUGCUGGCUGCAUGAUCGGGGCUGGAGUAGUUGGACAUCUUUCAGAUUCAAACUUGGGAAGGAAAGGCUCCCUCGCAAUGGUUUGCAUUUUGAAUGCCGUUUUAGGUAUUCUAACAGCAUUCUCUUUGAACUAUUGGACCUAUGCCUUGCUCCGUUUUCUCUCCGGUUUCAGCGCUGGUGGGACAGGCCUUUGCGCUUUUGUUCUUGGCACUGAACCCAUUGGUCAGUCUUGGCGUGGCGUAGCUGGAAUGUCCACUUUCUAUUUUUUCUCUAUAGGAAUAGCCGCUGUAUCUGCCAUUGCUUAUUUCUUCCAAUCGUGGCGAUCUCUCUACAUUGCUUCUUCGAUCCCGUCUGUGAUUUUCGUUAUCUUCGUACUUCCUUUCCUCCACGAGUCACCUCGCUGGUGCCUCGUUCGAGGAAAAGUAGAUGAAGCCAUGAAAAUUAUGCAAAAAAUCGCUACAUCAAAUGGCAAACAACAUAUUCCUAAUGGCGUUGUUCUUGCCCUCGACAGUGAAGUGAACGACGACAACAACAACAUAACCAGUGUGGUCCAAAAAAUGGAAUCUGGGGAGGGUGGGGUCUACACAGACCUUACAUCUACCUCUGUAGCCAUGCUAGAACCCGAUACCAAAGAAGCGCUAAAUGGAUCCAUUUUAGAUGUACUGAGGUUUCCAAUCACACGGAUUCGGUUAAUCUUAGCCGUGGGUAGUAACUUCUUCUGUUCCGUCGUUUAUUACGGGUUAAGUCUGAACGCGGUCAACCUCGGGACCAAUCUUUACCUCAACGUUGCCCUUAACGCAAUUGCUGAGAUGCCUGCUUAUUUUUUAACAGCGUUAGUGUUGGACAGGCUCGGUCGAAAGCCCUUAGGUGUAGGGACAAUGUGGUUCAGUGGAAUAUUCUGUUUAGCUGGAAGCUUAAUGAAGGGUGAAGGGGCAUGGAAAGUGGUUCGAAUGGUGUGUGGAGUUUUAGGGAUAUUUGGUAUGGCUGGGACAUACAAUUUGUUAUUUGUGUAUUCGAUGGAGUUGUUUCCAACUGUGGUGAGAAAUGCAGCAUUAGGAUGUGCGACUCAAGCGAUACAUAUGGGGGCAAUUUUGGCACCAAUUAUUGUGGUUUUAGGGGGUGGCAUACCAUUUCUUGUAUUUGGUAUAUGUGGAAUUGCUGGAGGAUUUUUGGUAUUGUAUCUGCCAGAAACAUUAAACAGGCCACUUUAUGAUACAAUUGAAGGACUACAAGAAGCUGAAGCAAAACCUGCCAUGGUAGCCUAAUUGGUUCGUAAAGAGCUUGUUUGGAUUAGCUGAAUAAAGCAACUAUUAAGUACUUGACUUUAAAAGCAUUGUGAAAGUAUUGGAGCUGAAUUUACCUGUUUGUUGAAACUGAAAAUUUAUAUAUCUAAUAUAAA
Molecule: messenger RNA, 1832 nt
Organism: Lycium ferocissimum
Lineage: Eukaryota; Viridiplantae; Streptophyta; Magnoliopsida; Solanales; Solanaceae
Product: organic cation/carnitine transporter 4-like
Exons: 2
Coding region: 64-1698 (544 amino acids)
Biological process (GO): transmembrane transport
Cellular component (GO): membrane
Molecular function (GO): transmembrane transporter activity
Source: RefSeq, a predicted model, not a curated record